AUGAAGGAACGGACAACAGACUUCCAGGCGGAUGUCCCACUGGUUCCUGACCCCACUCCUGUAUUUGAGGUCCUCCAGCUCUCGUCAGUCAGAAGUGUAGUACUUGUUCUCGACAUCAGUGGUAGUAUGAAAGGGAACCGAUUUGAACGAAUGAUCCAGUCAGCUACUGAUUGCAUCAUGAACGUAAUUCCCUUAGACAGCAAGCUCGGAAUCGUAGUCUUCGAAACUACAUCGCAAAUCCGGGCAGGUCUGACGAAUAUUACCGAUACUGCUUCGCGUCAGAGACUCGUCGAUGCUUUACCGCCAUCACCGGGGGGUAGCACUUGUAUCGGAUGCGGAAUAUCGUCAGGCAUUGAGGUACUAGGUUCAUUCGCACAAGGUGGAUACAUCUUACUCCUCAGUGAUGGCGGAGAGAAUAGAGCUCCAUACAUCAGAGACAAGUAUGACGACAUUGAGAACUCAGGGGUCAUAAUUGACACUAUCACUAUAAGCAACGCAGCUGAUCAACAAAUGGAAGAUCUUUCCACAAACACUUCUGGCAUAUCAAGCUUCUGUUCGGAUACUGGGACAGGGAUUUGUCUAAUGGAGGCGUUCCACAGUACCAUAACAGAGAGACCUGACGUUGGCAUGCAAACGGUUCCUACACAGAUCUACAGUUCGGAGGUUAUUAUCGAACCCGAUCCUGGAUUCUACAAUAUUCCGGUGGUCAUUGACGCCGCUCUGGGCAACGAAACGGUGAUCGUGGUGACCUGGAAGAAGAGUCAAUCGAUAUCAGUCGUAGUUACUGGGCCAGACGGUACUCGAGUUGACCAUAACGAUCCUCGCUAUCUGAAUGAUACGAUCAAACAGAUUGUGACGAUCAACUUACCUCUGGCGCAGGAUGUGGAUUUUGCCCAGAAUCCAGCACUAGCUAUAUAUGCUCAGGCUCAACAGGAUUAUCUGCCUGUUCUCAAUGCUGACGUCACAGCAAUCAUUUCGGAUUCAUCUAACACGACCUCGAUGACAUUGCUCGACAACGGGUCAGGGUCUGACUUAUUCAAAGAUGACGGGACAUAUUCAGGGUAUUUCCUAGGCUUCACUUCUGAUGGCAGAUAUAACGUCAAGGUCAAUGUCAUCGGCUAUGAUGGCGCAGCAAAGCGGAGAGGAAAAAGGUCAGCUGAAGUGGAGACCACAGCAGAGCCCUCUUUCAUGCGUACAGAAUCGGGGGGAGUCUUUAAGGUCCAAGGCUACACUCCCAACGCAACUGAUAUUCUACCACCUUCCCGUAUCCAGGACCUAGUCUAUACCUCUUUCUCCUAUGACAACAGCACGGUGACCCUCAGGUGGACUGCUGUAGGAGACGACUUGGACCAAGGAACGGCCUACAAUUACGAACUCCGCUAUGCUACCAACUACUUUGAGGUCCGAAACAACUUCAGCACCAGUCAUGAGGUCACACAGGAUCAACUAGUUUACGGGAACUUAAUCUAUAUUAGUCCAGCAGGGGUUAUUGAGACCGUCACUAUUUCUCUCCCUGAGAGGGGGAAAGAUAUCGUCUACUAUUUCGCAAUUCGGGCUUGGGACGAGGCAGGGAACGGAGGGGACUUGUCCAACAUCGCUUCCCUGUCGAUCCGCUACAUACCAGCGUCUGUACCCACCAUCGAACCAACUGGGCCAGACAACCAAGCCCUGAUCAUCAUCGGUGUGUGUUGUGCAGUUGGUGUGGUAUUCAUAGUUGGAGUUGUCAUGACGUACAUAUGCUACCGGAAGAGAAAUGUCGCACGUGCCCAGGAAGGGCUUCCAGAGGCGGAGGCUGCGCACAAGAAUCCAACCUAUGAUAACCCUACUUUCUCUCUUAAUUGAUUUAUUCUCUAAAUUCACUCUGUAGUGGAAAUCCAAUUUGAGGGAGCCAUAAAGGGAUCACUACUUCAUUGCAGGUGACAUUCGCACUCAAAAGAAAGUGAAAUCCAUUAAAUUUCAUUUGAUUUUAUUAAUUUGUCCCAUAUACGUUUGACGUGGAUAUUUGUUA
Strongylocentrotus purpuratus (purple sea urchin) is the source of this 2008-nucleotide messenger RNA. RefSeq names its product calcium-activated chloride channel regulator 1-like. The coding region runs from base 1 to 1842 and encodes 613 amino acids. Lineage: Eukaryota; Metazoa; Echinodermata; Echinoidea; Camarodonta; Strongylocentrotidae. The transcript has 8 exons. The record is from RefSeq and is a predicted model, not a curated record.